This is a messenger RNA of Medicago truncatula (barrel medic), 1068 nucleotides long. RefSeq names its product DNA repair protein XRCC4. The transcript is spliced from 5 exons. Gene Ontology annotation, biological process: response to X-ray; positive regulation of ligase activity; DNA recombination. Gene Ontology annotation, molecular function: DNA binding. NCBI's taxonomy places the organism in Eukaryota, Viridiplantae, Streptophyta, Magnoliopsida, Fabales, Fabaceae. Bases 61 to 831 code for a protein of 256 amino acids. Gene Ontology annotation, cellular component: nucleus; DNA-dependent protein kinase-DNA ligase 4 complex; DNA ligase IV complex. The record is from RefSeq and is a predicted model, not a curated record.
UUAGUUUUGAGCGCCUUCAAAUUGUUACAGUAAUUUGUUCUCCACCCAGAUUUUUGAUCGAUGGAAGAGAAGAAAAGACAUACAUGCUUAAAACUACAACUUACCGAAGAAGAAUCCAUAUUCGUCAAGGGUACAUGGUUUAAUACUCACUUCAACCUCUCCAUCACCGACGGUUCCACUUCUUGGCACUGCAACGCAUCGGAAGAUGAAGUGAAGCAACGUGCUGCUCAGUGGGACCAGCCGGUGGAGGAGUAUGUUGAAUUGUCUGAACGGUAUUUGGGGUUUCAACAACCUGAGUCUGUUUAUGCUUUUGCUGAUGCUGGUGAUGCUCAUAAGAGGUUGUCGUGGACGUUUGAGAAAGGAGGAAUGACACUGCAUUGGAGAUGGAAAUGCAUGAAGUCUCCUGAUUGUAAGAAAACUACUGCAGAAAUAUUGGACUUUCUCAUGGAUGCAAACAUAAGGCUUAGUGAAGAAGUUGUCAUAAAAACGGAGUUGUUUGAGAAGACGAAAGUAGAAGCUGAGAAGUGCUUGGCUCAGAGUGAGAGAAUAGCCAAUGAGAGGGUGGAAUUUGAAUCUCAAAUCUAUACUAAGUUUCUGGGUGUCUUAAAUUCAAAGAAAGCAAAACUGAGAGAGCUUCGAGAUCAGCUGUCAAAACAAGGUAACGGCGAUAAAUCUCCUCAAGAAGAAGAAGACCCAGAAAAAACUGAGAGUUUUGAUGAAGAAAGUGAUGAUGGAAAAAGUGAUGAAGAUCCUCAAAAAUGUAUUACUAGUUCUUCGAAGGACGCUGGAGCAACUAAGCGUUCUCGUCCAAGGAGAACUAGACUCGCAUGACAAAUUAGAAGAACUAGACUCACAUGACAAAUUUUCUGCACUCAGCAAGUGUUUUGUUUUCACCAUGGAUUUCACAUUUGUGAUAUCUGUCUCAUAAUCCAUAUAGAACGGUGUAAAUAUUUCGUAUUGUUACUAGAACCAGAACUAUGGUUUCACUUUUGAACUCUUACAAAAGAAGUGAUAGUAUUACAACCCCUAUAAUCAAGCAUGGUAAUACAAAGAAUUGUACAUUGCAAA